GGGAAGCGUAGGCAUCUGGUACGCUUUGAGUUAAUCCACGUUCAGUCCCGCGUUGUGGCCAGCCGAUCCCUUUUGAACGCUUAUGGACCUUAUGUGAGCCUGCUGAUGACAAGCCUAGCCUUGGGCCUGGAAAGUGCUAUCUCUCUCUCCACCUCGCUGCUCAUGAUUCUUAUGCACACCCGCCUGGAGUGGCCUGUCACCAGAUUGGCGAGAGCUGCGCGCCUGCGCCGCCUGGAGGUUGCUGCGCUCUGCAGGAUGCCCUUUCCUGUUGCUUCGGAAGCUACGCAAGUAUGGAGCACAAAGCUUUGGACAGGGUGGCGACCACGCAGAGAAUCAUGGAGGAGAAGGGGGUUCUAAAGUGCUUCUAGCCAACGAAAUCCCCAACGCAUGCUUGAG
Messenger RNA from Tilletiaria anomala UBC 951, 396 nucleotides. RefSeq lists its product as uncharacterized. NCBI's taxonomy places the organism in Eukaryota, Fungi, Basidiomycota, Exobasidiomycetes, Georgefischeriales, Tilletiariaceae. The coding region runs from base 106 to 357 and encodes 83 amino acids. The transcript has a single exon. The record is from RefSeq and is a predicted model, not a curated record.